AUGCAAACACUGCCAGUUAUUUCCAACUUUUUCUCGCCUACGCAAAAGACACCUUUGAUUAUUAAAGGGGGUGCAAUUUUUCUUGAAAAUACAACUUUUAAUGAUUCGGCGGGAUCUAAUUUUAGCUAUAAUUCUGCUCUUGAAGGUGGUGUGAUAUAUUGCAAAGACUCUUCGAAGAUUACAGUUAGAAACUCGACAGCAUAUUCCCUGGGGGGUUUUAUUUACCAAAAUUCAACAGAUUUAACAUUACCUAAGCCUUAACCUGAUGAUGAUUACAAUAAGGAUAGUAGUAGUAUCACUUUUGAUUAUCUUUACCCUUUCAUUAAGAUUCUUGAUAAAUCUAUGAUCAGAUAUACAUAUGCAACAUAGCACGGUGGAUCAUAUUACAUUUAAGCUAAUUAUUCUGAAAUUUAUAUAUAAGGAUAGGUGAAUCAAAGUGAUUCCUAAACAAUUGUCUCAGGAAGUCAUGGAGGUAUUAUGAGAAUUAUUUAGGCAGAUAAACUAUUCAUUUCAGAUUCAUAUUUCUAGCUGUAUAGUUCAACUAAUGGAUCUGUAGUUGCAGCAAAUUGUCCUAGACUUAGUGUUUUCAUUAGAAAUAACUAAUUUGAUUAAAAUAAAAAAUUCUUUGCAAUUGUUGCUGCUUCUUUAUUUACUGGAGACCUAACAACUGGAGCUAUAGCUAUAGAAAGCAGCAGGAAAUUUAUGACAUAGAAUAAUACCUAUUAAAAUCAUUUCUAUCCAAGAGAGGGAGGCGUUAUUUAUUCCAUCUCUAAUACUUUUGAAGAUUUCAAUUCAACUUAUCUGUAUAAUAUGGGGGUUCAUGGAGGAGUAAUGAAAUUUCUUAAUAACUUAAAUAUAAAAAUAUCUAAUUCUACCUUCAAGCACAAUAGAGCCUACGGUUAUGGUGGUGCCAUUUACUUGCAUAAUAUUACUAACGAAUGUAACAUAGAAAAUGUUUCAUUCUAUAAUCAUUCUACCACCAGUAUAGGUGGAGUCGUAUAUUUCAUCUAAGAUUUUACUCCAUUUGUCGUACGCAAUGCAAGUGUAUUAAGAAUGAGAUAAAUAAAUGUCACGUAUACUUAUGGAUUGAAUGCUGCCUUUGGUUUUUUUAAUGGCUUUAAUUCAACGAUAAUAAUAGAAAAAUCGUUUUUUAAUAUGACAAUGGGGAGUUAGUAUAAUGCUAUCCAAAUUACUAGAGCCGCUAAUUUUAUAAUAAAUGAGAUAACUGCCUAUAAUUUUUUUUCUGGGCUUGAUUCAGGUUUUGUAUAUGCGAGUAACAUUACUGAAGUACUUCUUUUCAAUUAAAGCACUGUGAUAUGUAGAGAGCCAUAUUUUAGAUAAUAAAAAUCAAAUUCUUUUUCAAUUGGAGGAGGAUCUGCAUCUGAGAGUUUUAAUUGGAGACAAAUGGUAACACUCUAGAGAGUAUUCUCCUUAAUUUCUGUUUAAUUCAGCGUAUUUUCAUACAAUAAAUUUAGUGGUUGUGAUCUCUAAGGUGCCAAAGAUGCAGGAAUAGUUUCAGUAAGAGAAUUUUCUUUUGCAACAGUAGAUUUUUCAUCAGAAUAUAAUGACAUUACUAAUACGAUAAAUGGAAUACACUUUCAUAAUGGUACUAAGGUCUAUAUCUCAAAUGUAACAUUUAGCAAUCUAAAUUGUUAAUCAGGAUUGGUAACCACUAGCUAAACAAGUGUUCAUAUAAUAAAUUCUACUGCUGAAAAUAUUAUAGCCAAAGAUGGAGGACUACUUAACUUUAUAAAGUUGAUUUAUUUAUUGCCCAGUGCAGCUAUUGAUACCUCUAUCACUAAUACGACCAUUAAAAAUAUUACUUUGACAGGAAGAGGUGGAGUUUUAUUUUCAGAUAGCUAUUCUCUUAGAAAUAUAAAAUUAUAAUCUCUAGACAUUAGUGAAAUCAAAACUGGAGGUACAGGGGGAAUAGUGCAUUUAGAGUAAUAUUAGGGAAUUUUUAAGGCAGGCUCUAGAAGAGGAUACAGAAACUUUAAAGCAGUUGAUUUUUAUUCAGCAAUCGGAGGUUAUUUUAUCCACUCUUAAUCUUAGAUCUCUAGAUUUGCACUUAACAAUACAUAUCUUUAAUGCUAAGCAGAGGGAGUUUCCAAAAUAAGUAGAGGCUUGAAUAAUACUGAGUAAAGUGGAGUUAUCUAUCUGGCUGACUCUAUAAAUGGACUCUAAAGCUAUAAUGUAACAAUCACAAGAUGUCAGCUGCCUUACUAAGGUCCUAAAAUUAAUUUGAUUAAUACAACUUUUAUUGACUAUGGAUCAACCUUCAAAUUGAAUAAUGGAAGUUUCGGAGCAGUAGUUAAAUGUAAUGCCUGCAAUAUAACAAUGAAAAACUCAAUAUUCGAAGACAAUUACAGUCAAUUCGGGUAGAUUUUUCUUGAUAAUUAAGUUAAUGCCUUAUUUGAAAAUAUAACUGCAGUAAAUAGCAUAUCUUAAGAUGGAGGUGUUUUUUACAUGACUAAAUCAACUUAAACUGAUGGUUAAUAUUCCUAUGUAACUAUAAAAAAUUCUGAGAACAUAUUUAACAACAAAGCAAUAAUCAGUGGAGGAUUUUUAUUUAUCGAUAACAUUAAUCUCAAGUUAAGUUUAGAAAAUGUUUAAGCUUCAAAGUAAAGUGCUGAUGCUGAAGGUGGAUUGAUAAUAGUAAAGAAUGCAUUGGAGAUAAAGAUUUAAAAUUCAAUAUUCAAAGAUAUUUCUUCUAAUUUAGGAGGUAUUAUAUCCUCUGAAUCAUCCUCUGUUUCUUUCUCUAUUAAAUCAACUCAAUUUACUUGUGAUUCUACUUUAACAGAUACUGAAGCCAUUGAUAAAUUUAACAUGACCUCUCCAGAGGUAUAUACUCAAAGUUACUUUUUCAUUUAAAAUGCUAGAAAUGUAUCAAUAAAUAAAAGUAGCUUUGCUAAGUGUACAAAUUCCUAGUUUGGGCUAUUUUCUUUACAGAAAACAAGGUUUUACGAUUAUAAAUCAACAUUUUAACUCAACUCUGGUUUCUAUGGAAGUAUUAUUAAUAGUUAGGAAACUUAGAGCAUGCUUUAAUUUUCUUAGAUUUCAAACAAUAUGGCAGAUACUGGUGGAGUAUUUUACAUUGUAUAGUAUUCGAAUAUUUCAUUGGAAUACUGCAAGAUAAAUUCUAAUUAUGCAAAGAUUUCUGCUGGAGUAUUAUAUUUAUCUACUCUUUCAAAUGUUCAUAUCAAAGGAUCAGAUAUUUCUUAGAAUCAAGCCACUGAAAACUCAGCAAUUGAAAUCUUAAGUUCGAACACAAAUAUGAAUAUUACAAUAGUGAAUUCCUUUAUAAAUGAUAACUUUGCUCAAAGAAAUACUAUCUCGCUGACUUAAGCAAGUGUCUUGAUAGAAAACACUCAAUUCAAGAAUAAUAUUGCUUUUUAAAGAUCUAAAAAUAUUAUCUGUUCCUUUUCCAAUAUUACUAUCAAGGAUUCAAUCUUUUAAUCCAACGAAGAUUAAAGCUCGAAUUUGAUGAAUAAGGAAAUUACUGGGUCUUUUAUUUUCUUGAUAUUCGAUGUAAUCAUAUAGAUAGAAAAUUCUAAAUUUAAUGGUGGCUCAUCUAAUUUAGGUGGAGCUAUAUACGUUUCUGGAGAUAGUACAGUUAGAAUAUACAAAUCAGAUUUUUUAAAUAAUUUUUCAAGAAUCAAGGGAGGUGCUAUUUAUGCCUCUACUUUUAAGAGUAUCUAUAUUGGGUAAUCAUCUACUUUCUCAAAUAAUUAAGCAUAAAAUAGUGGAGAUGACAUUUUUGUGACUAAUAGCUACAAUUUAGUAACAUUUGAUUAUGUUAGCAUCAUUAAUGGUCUAGCUAAGUAGUCAAUUUUUAUUGAGCAAGCUUAAGUUUACGCUAAUAAUUUAAUCAUUUAAAAUGUGGGAUAAAAUUAGUUUUCAUAAUAAGGGGCUGGAAUAUACUGUGCACAGUGCUUUUCGAUAUAAAUACAAAAUUCAAACUUUAAGAACCUUAAGAGUUCUUCUGGAGGAGCAAUAUACAUAACUGAAUCAGAAUUUAACAAGGACAGCAGUAGCUCAAUUAGUAAAUCAAAAUAUCAAAUCAUAAAUUCAACUUUUGACUCGUGUUUAGCUUAAAUCGGAGGAGCUAUUUAUGCUUCAAAUCCCGAAUCACUAGUAAUAUCUGGAUCGAAUUUCCUUUAUAACAGAGCUACAAAAUUUUAGAAAAAAUAACUUCAGCUAGAAUUAGCAGGAUCAGGAGGAGCUUUAUAUCUAACUUGUAAUAGCUAAGUACUUAAUUGCCUCUUUAUGUUUCAAGAAUCGAAUAAAUUUACCGGCAAUUUGGCAUCAGUUAGAGGAGGCUCGAUAUAUUGGGAUGAAUUAGAACCAAUCUAUCAAGCAGAAAAAAUGAUAUUUCAAGGUAAUUAUGCAGAUUAAUAUGGAGAUGACAUUGCUUGUUUUGCCUAAAAUUUAGGAGCUAUUGAUAAGUAUACUUAUAAAAAAUAGAUGAUUAAAUUAGGAGUGAAAUCUUUAGAUGAAUUCGAUUAUAGGCUUUUGAAUCUAAAUAAAGAUAAUACUAGUAUAGAAUUUAAUUAAAAUUAUGCUAUUGAUUCACAAAGAAGUGGAGGUGAGAUUCCUGUCUUAUUUAUGGCAUUAAUUGACAAAUACGGGUAGAUAGUGGGUUCAGAUUUUAAAAGUAAAAUUAGAAUACAACUUCAGACUGAGGGACUAAAUGCAAAUGCAAGUAAAUAUAGUCCUAUUAUUGAAGGUAGCACUGAUUUUAUUGCUACAGGAGGAAUAGCAGUUAUUUAAGAUGUAAAUGUAGUAGGCUCACCUGGAAGUCGCUAUCAAAUGAUUUUUUCGACUAAUGGCAUUGAUUUAAAUAAGCAAUCAAAUAAGAAUCUUCUUACUAAAACUAAUACAACUGAACUUGAUUUAAAGAUAGCUAUCAAUCUUAGAUAAUGCAAAAUUGGAGAGUAGUUUACCAGCGCUGGAAAAUGUGUUGAGUGCUUAGCUGGGUACUCAUUGACUUCUUAGCUUGAACCUGGAGUUUGUACUUAAUGCCCUACUUCUCAAGCAAUAUGCUUAGGUGGUGCAAACAUAGGACCAUAGCCAGGAUAUUGGAGGAAAAAUAAUCAAACAGAAACAUUUGUAGCUUGCUUAUAUCAAUUUGCCUGCCUUGGUAUGAUAACACCAAACUUCAGCCAAGUUGGAGAGUGUAGUACAGGCUAUCAAGGUAUAUUAUGUGCUGAUUGUCAAUCUGGUUUCUCAAGAUCAAAUGAUUAUGAAUGUGCUUACUGCCCUCCUAAGAUUCUUAAUAUUUUUAGGCUUACCACUAUAUUCAUAGUCUUUAUGACUCUAAUCGUUUUUAUGGUCCGUUCAACAUUAAAUGGAGCUACUGAUAAAACUAAUUCUACAAGUAUAUAUACUAAAAUAUUACUGAAUCACUUUCAACUGUUGAUGGUGGUUGCUUCAUUUGAUUUUGAGUGGUCAUAGUAAAUAGUAGAAUUUUUCAGUACUACUUAAUAGAUAGCCACAAUUUCAACUUAAGUUUUUAGUUUUGAUUGUUUCCUUAAUGAUGGAAAGGAGGCAGUUCAUAUAAGGGCAUUUCUUAUGAAGUAAAUUAUAUUAGCUUCAUUGCCAAUAUUAUUGACAUUAGCAUGCAUUUCAUUCUGGACUAUCUUUAAAAAGAUAAAACAGUAAACUUCAACUGUAUGGAAUAAAGCAAUGUCUAGCAUUGUAAUUUUACUAUUCUUAGCUCACCCAAGCAUUGUCUAGUAUUCCUUCAGCAAUUUUAAAUGCAAAAAUAUUGAUGGUGAAAAUAGAGUGUUAGAAGAUCUUGAGAUUGUUUGCUGGGAACAAUAGCACUUAUUCUAUACUAAUUUCGUAUCAAUUCCUACAGUCUUAAUUUGGGGAAUCGGUAUUCCACUCUUUGCCUACUUAAUUCUAUUAAAGCAUCGAAUGAAACUUGAAAAUAUUGACAUGAGGUAAAAGUAUGGUUUUCUCUAUAGAGGCUAUAGAACAAAAUAUUUCUACUGGGAGAUUGUGAUCAUGUAUAGGAAGAUUGUUAUCAUAAUAAUUGCAGUAUUCAUUGGUAGUUUUGGAGUUAUUUCUUAAGCAUUAUUGAUGCUACUUAUUCUAAUAUGUUUUACGAUGUUUAAUUUCAAAAAGAAGCCAUUCAUUUCUCAGAUCUUGAAUAAUCUUGAAACACUCUCAUUAGUCACAUCAAUGGUCACUGUUUAUUGUGGAGUCUUUUUCAUUAUCAAUAAACCAUAAUCUUGGAUCAACUAAAAUCCAGACUACUCCUAAGGUGCUGUGUCUCUCUCAGUUGGAUUUUAAAGAUUCUUUUUCUCAAUGAUUUUGAUAGCUAAUCUACUCUUUUUGAUAUACUGGGCCUUUAAAUUUCAAUAAGAACUUCGAUCUAAAUUUAGAUAGAAAUUAACAAAAAUCUACUUAGCUGUAUGCUUGUGCUUUAACAAGGAUAAGCUAUAAAAGGAGUUCAAAGAAAGCAAAAUUAAAGAAGAGAAUUUGAAAUAUGAGGAUACAUUUCUAAAGUUUCUAAAAACUAUCAAGAAUUUGGGCAAGAGAAUAAAACUCUAAAUGAACAGUCAAAUUAUUGAGAGAAUGUAGAUAUAUCUAGGGGAUUAAAUGAUCAAUAAGUUAUAGAAAUUGCAAAAAGUUACUGAAAGUAGACAUGGUAGUAUUAGAGUUCAACAUAUGCCUUCUUUCAAAAUGAUGCAAUAGAAAGAGUAAAUGGAAGCAGUAGAUUAAAGAAUAGAUGAAUAAUUGCAAAGAGAUCUGACUAUAGGAACGCUUUAAUUGCCUGAUGCAGCAAGAGAUUACUCUGGAUACCUAAGCUCAAAGCAAAUAAAAAAAUCGAAGAAAUCUCAUUUAAACAAAAAGAAUAGCAAAAAGAAUCAUUAAAAUCAACUUAAACUAGAGUCAAGUUUCAAUUCAGAUUCUGAAAGCUAGAGUGUAAUAAGCUCUUUUAAAUCUAAAAACUCAACUAUUGGAAUUUCUAAAUAAGACAACCAGAAUUCAUUCAAAUCACAAAAAUUCCAUUCACCUAAUAUCACGAGUUACUUUACCUUGUUUUAAUCUGGGUUUAUGGAUAAGCCUGGGAAAACAAUUAAAAUGUCUUAGUUCAAAAGAGAUGUUACCAUUGAUUUAUCUGAAAGUGGAUCAGAAGUACUUAAUUAAGAAGAAACUUUAAUGCAAAGCUAGAAUGAUGAGGCUAUCUCAUUAUUUUAAGAUGAUAAUUUAGAAGAAAGUAAGGAAUCUACUCUAAAUCAGAUUUAUCUCAAGUCUGGCACCAAUUUAGCUUAGUAGUAGACACAAAAAUGGGUAGAUAUAGAAAAUGAAAUAAUCUAAACUUAUAAUGACAUAGUUGCAGAAGAAUAAAAGUCUGAUUUCUAACUCAUCAAAAAAGUAUCCUCUAACAAGAAACCAACUAGAAAGAAUAUUGGAUUAUAAAAUAUCGCUUCUCGAGAAUCAAUUAAUUCACAAUAAAAGUAUCUGAAUUCUUAAAAUCAUGGCUAGAAAUAAGUUAUCAGAUUCAAUUCUAAGAAAUAAAGAGUAAACAGUUAUAAGCAGGAUGAAAUUGAUAUCAAUAAAAUAUAUCUGGAAUCUGAGUAAACAGACCUAGAUCAUGCGGAAAUAGAGGAAAUCAAGGAUAUUAAAUCAGAAGAGAAACUAGAUUCUAUUAAUAAACUAUCUAAUGAUUAAAACGAUAAUGUGUAAGCUCUCUUUACAGAGUAAGUCAAUUACUCAAGUAUUGAAGCACAGAGUGAGAAAUUAGAAGUAAAAGUUAUUAGAGAGGGAUUAACAAAAGGCAAGAAAAAGAUUAGUAGUAUUAACUUCAGUAAAAGAAAUGAAACUUAGUCUUAAAUUGAUGAGAAUUAUGAUAUUAACUUACACUUCUUAAAUGGUUAAGUAGAAAGCAAAGUGACUGAUGAGAACCGUUUAUAAACUGGGGAAUUAAUAGAAUUUGAUGAUAUAGAAGGAAAUAAAUUCAACAAUGAAGAUUAAUGA
Messenger RNA from Stylonychia lemnae, 7989 nucleotides. Lineage: Eukaryota; Ciliophora; Spirotrichea; Sporadotrichida; Oxytrichidae. The record is from the annotation of a GenBank genome assembly.